Blepharisma stoltei is the source of this 2011-nucleotide messenger RNA. NCBI's taxonomy places the organism in Eukaryota, Ciliophora, Heterotrichea, Heterotrichida, Blepharismidae. The record is from the annotation of a GenBank genome assembly.
AUGGAUAAAUUCCUAGACAUCUCUUUUCAGUUCUUACAAAACAAUCUAAAAUUCAAAGACUAUGAAAAUAAAGUGAAUGAACAACUGAUUCCAUGAAGCUAUACAAUUAUUCUGCUUACUCCCCCCUCCGUGAGCGAACAAAACCAUUAGAAAAAUCCCUAUUCUUUGCCCAAAAAAUCACUCGAACAAAUAUUAUUUUAAUAGAAAAAUUUUUUAUGGGGAAAAAAUUUGGAUAUAUAAAUGAUAAUUAGUAUCAUGAAAUUUCGAGCUAAUUCUAAACAAUUGUGUUUUAAAACAUAAAAGUUUACAAAUUAAUCAAUAUUUGCAUCCCAAUUUUUGAGAAAUGGGAUUUUUUUAAAUUCUUAAAAAUUUUUCUUUAAAAUUUUAUAUACAAAUUUUAAAAAAAACAAUUAACCCCCUCUGUGAGCGAACAAGAUUUUUUUUUGUUUGCUCGGGAGGAGUUAAUAUUCCAAUUUUCUUUACACUUGCUCUUAAAGAAGAUAUUGAUUUAUCAGCUGCAAUUUAUUACACAACUUCCGCGAUAUUUGUGUAUUUGCUACGCAAUUAUUCUUCAAAGUCAUGGAUUUUAACUCAGAUUCCCUAUUUAACUGCCAGCUUUUGACUUCAAUACAAACCGAAUAUAUUAAGCAGCUGUCUCUAUUUCGUCCCAUGCUUGGUUCUUGGUAAUUUUAAUUUAGUUUUUUUAUCAGCUCGUGAACCAUAUAAGUGGAUCGUCACUUUUCUUUUGAAAUUAUUGAUAUUAUUACUGUGCUUUGAGUUUGACGUUAUAGGGAUCGUCAUCGCUUGCGUCACUUUUUUUUUCUUUGCAUUACAUAUAGAAAAUGCAUUAAGAGAAUUUUACUACAAGAUUGCAGACGAUGACAAAUUCCAGGAAGAUUUAAAAGGACUCCUAGAAAACUUCCCUUGCGGAAUUGUUUUUCUUGGGAAAAAUUGGAAAGUUUUGGAUCACAAUAAACAAGCGUCAGUAAUUUUAUCAAGUAAGGAUAUUAAGGGAAAGCCAUUCGAGAAAUUAUUUGACGAAGACAACCAGUAUAAAAUUAAGGCUUUUCUGCAAAAAACAUACAAAAAAGACUUGACGCUUGAAGAAAUUUCGAUUAUAAAUGAAAAUGAUGUAGAGGGUCUGCAAUUGUUUUCCUCAUUACUGAGGUGAAAUAACGAUGAAUGCAUUGUUAUUUGUAUUUCUGAUAUUUCAGAGUUUUUCAAACAAAGGAAACUUUUGACUUCGCUGUAUAAAGAUUUUGGAUCGAAGCUGGAUGUACUGAAUUUCGAGCUCAGAAAAUUUUGCUGCCAGUCUCAAUCCCCUUGCAAAGAACUUAUGGCGUUCUCUAAAGACGUGCUAUACCGAUUUCAGUCGGUUUUUGUGCUGCAGUCUCAAUUCUAUGGGAAAUUCGAAUUUUCAAGUGAAAAUUUUUCUCCAGAAAAAGAAGUAAAAGGCAUUAUUGAUGUAAUUACAAUAUAGGAGCUAUCUUUAAGGACAGACAAAAUCAAUUCAUUCGUCGAGCUCUCAAAAUCUCCAAGUCUGCCUCCCUAUGUCCUUGGGGAUUCCGAAAAGCACUCUAUGCUUAUCCGCUGCCUAAUAGAGUUUGCUUUAAACCAUUGUGAGCCUGGAGCUAUCAAUUUAUCUUUAUCAGUAACUGUACCCUUUACUCAGGACUCAAACGCGAGAUGCAUAUCUCUAUGCUAUAAAAUCAGUUUUAUAACAAAAUCAUUAUCAAGCCUAGAUCUAGACAAAAUAUUCCGAGCCAGGAGCGGGAAGCUAAAACGACGGUCAUUCAACCGCAUCAUAAAAGACAUAACAAGAUUUGGCGUUUCUCUGGCAGGAUUUGACACUCUUUUAGUGAUCAUGAGAGGCUACGUUUCCGAAGCAACCAUUACAAAAGAGACUGAAAAAAAAGCUGACAUUAGCGUUGUGUAAGCUUUACUUAGAAUUCCAUUUAAACACACACAAGGAAGAACAAGAGGAGAUUCAGCACAUACUUAUUUACUUUAA